GUGGAGAGGAGGUGCAACGGGUGUUCGCGCAUCGUCUACGCACGGCCGCCGAGAUUGCGCACGAAAAAAGAAAAUCACCGAAAUCCGAAUCAUCGUACCUCACUUGACACUUUUACCGUCGACCGACCGAAAUCGCUCGAACGGACAACGGUCCACACGUUUACACCGCGAUUCCUCGUUUUUUUAUUAAUCAGUUAUUAACUGUUAUUAUUGCUAUUACUGUUAUUAUUAUUUUUUUUUUUGUUAUUAUUUCGUUUUUCGUUUCCCCGGGACGGCGAUACCCGUGAUAAGUCAAAUAUUUUUUCCCGGUACUGGGCGCUGAUAAUUUUGACGUCGUGUGCACCGUUUUUUAACGACUCGCAAGGUUCGUAUAAAAAUUUUAAUCUCGCCUAGCUACGGUCCUCUUCUUUGCUGCCCGUCCUACGGUUUCCGAAACCGCAUUUUAAUUUCCACGUAAUCCGCGUAAAUCAAUCGCGCUUUUUAACCUCGUCGACGAUCGACAGAACACACCGUCCAUCCAUAAAUAUAUUUUCUGUUAGAAUGGCUGGUAAAAAGAAGGCACCAACUAAAGCAGUAGCUAAAAACACAACAAAAACCAAUGCUGAACAGACUGAUGUUCCAAGUGAUGUAACCGAAUUAAAUGGAGAACCAAUAGAAGUAAACGGUGUAACUGGUGUAGAAGAACUUGCAGAACCAGAUGUGAUAUCAAAAACCAAUGGUAAGCAAGUAGUUAAAACAAAAAAAAGCAAAGGUCAAAAAAAUAAUGUUGAAGUUGAAGUUUCUGAUGAUAAACUGAUUACAGUAAAAUCAAAACGAAAUAAUCAAUCAAAUGGAGAUGAGAAACAAUCUACAAGCAAUCCUAAAAAAUCUAUUUCAACUAAUGGUACUGCUCGAACUAAACGUAAACAAGAACCUGAAAACCUGCCACAGUCUACAAGUUCUAAAAGAUCGAAAAGAAAAUCGCUUGAAGAACAAGCUAUUGAAGUUAAGAGAAAAAAGACUGAAAAAACAUCAGAUAAAAUUGCCAUUGAUAACCGAAUUGAAACACCUGGUAUUAUGAUGAUCAAGGGGCGAGAUAUAGUGAUAGCUGGAUUAUUUGGUUUAGGCCCUGAUCGUGAACAACUUACCAAUCUUACUGAAUUGAAGAAUUACAAAUUUAAACUUAUUGCUGCUGGAAGUAUGCAUGUCUUAGGUGUCACUGAAGAUGGAAAACUCAUGUCGUGGGGUUGUAACGAUGAAGGUGCAUUAGGUCGAGAUACUUCAGUUGAAGACAGUGAAACUAGACCUGGAGUUGUACAAAUUCCUGAAGAAGAAGGUGCAGAAAUAUAUAGUAUAUCUGCUGGUGGUUCUCAUUCUGCAAUACUUCUUAGCAAUGGAAAUGUAUAUAGUUGGGGCACAUUUAGAGACAAAAAUGGAGAUAUGGGAUUUCAUCCAGACGGAAAGAAACAAUUGACGCCUAAGUUAAUCAUGAGCAAUGUGAAAAAAAUUGCUUCUGGUAUUAAUCAUCUAGUCAUGUUGUCUAAAAACAAAGUUUACACAAUGGGAUGCGGAGAUGAAGGACAGCUUGGUAGAAUAUGUCAAAGGCAUUCCAAUAGAGAUUCACGUGUUGGAAAACAGCUACUUUUAAAUCCUCAACUGUUAAAUUUACGCAAAAAAGUUGAUGAUAUCUGGGCUAAUUAUGAUACUACAUUUUUACGUUUAUCAGACUCUUCAAUUUACUCUUUUGGUCUGAAUGCUCAUGGCCAAUUAGGUGUUGAAAAUGAUGAUAAAUGUGUGUACUUCCCACAAAUGUCAGAAUCUUUAAGUCGUCUCAAAAUUAAGUCAAUAUCAGCUGGAACGCAGCAUGUUACUUUACUUGAUGAACAAGGUGCCGUGUAUGUAUUAGGCGAUUAUAAGGAUGGCCGUUUGGGAAUGGAUAUAGCAGAAAACCAAAAGGUUCCCAAAGUGUUAUCGUCAUUGCCACAAAUUAAACUCGCAACUUGUGGUUCGGAUAACAGUUUUGUUGUUACUGAAAAUAAUAAAUUGAUGGCUUGGGGUAUUGGUUUUGAAGAAAAAGAUGACAAUGAUGUUAUUUAUUAUAUACCAACCGAUGUUGAUGCAGCCAACAGAAUAGAUCAGAAAACAAUAGUUCAGGCAACUUCUUCAGAUUCAGCUGUAUUUUUGCUGUUACAAGAUUAACUUGUCAACAUUUAAUAUUUUUAUGAUUAUUAUUUUUUUUCUUGAUAACUUAUGUUUUCGUUCUAAGUUAGAAAAUUCUCUUUGAUAUCCGUUCUGUUAUAUCAAUUUUUAUGUAUUUUGAAAUGCUAACUUGAACAAAAUCAUUUAUUCAUUCCUCAACAGUAUUUUUUUUUUGACAGGAUAAACUUACUUUAAAUACAUUUA
Messenger RNA from Aphis gossypii (cotton aphid), 2382 nucleotides. It is a transcript of the gene Rcc1, whose product is annotated as regulator of chromosome condensation. Lineage: Eukaryota; Metazoa; Arthropoda; Insecta; Hemiptera; Aphididae. The coding region runs from base 541 to 2178 and encodes 545 amino acids. The transcript is spliced from 12 exons. Gene Ontology annotation, molecular function: guanyl-nucleotide exchange factor activity. Gene Ontology annotation, cellular component: cytoplasm. The record is from RefSeq and is a predicted model, not a curated record.